This is a messenger RNA of Dalotia coriaria, 6171 nucleotides long. RefSeq names its product protein couch potato. The record is from RefSeq and is a predicted model, not a curated record. Gene Ontology annotation, molecular function: RNA binding. The transcript is spliced from 9 exons. NCBI's taxonomy places the organism in Eukaryota, Metazoa, Arthropoda, Insecta, Coleoptera, Staphylinidae.
GCCGCGCGCUCUCUAUCUCUUCAGUCGAGCUGCGACCGUCACGUCGUACGGGUCUCAACUUGGCCGUUCGUCGUUUGCAUUCUCCGAAAGUCAAUAAAAAACAAUUCGCCGCUCGCUCCGCAAUAAAUCACCCUACAUUCACACACACACACACACGCCAGUUUAUUUUCACCACAAGGACUGAUAACGCGCCGCGUGCGUUUCAGUGCAGCGCGCGCCGAGUGUUUGACGAGUGUCGUCCUGCGGCAGCAGGAGCAGCGCGAAGUAUAUUGUUGACGGGGAGGGCGGCCGAUGUGCGUGCGUUGUACACCCAGUUGCAGACAGCGGUCAACUCUACGAGGUUGAUCUUGUCGCAAACGUGAACACCGUGGAGACCGCCUUCAGUUCCACCGCCGGCGCCGCCACGAAGAGAGGCCGGCAUCCGCUGGUUGGCAAUCUGUCCCCGCCGACCGCCGCCACGCCGCCGUCGCUGAAGAGGCCGCGUCACGACCACGCCGUCGAGUCGUCCGCCGCCGCAACCGCCGCCGGCAGUCCUGUGAUCGCAGCCGCCGCUGCGUCUCCGACCACCGAACUGGAUAUUAUGGAAGCGCCGCUUACGCUCAGCCAGAGCAUGGACUCAGUCAACACGGCCACCGGUGAAGAAGAGGUUCGGACUCUCUUUGUCAGUGGUUUGCCGAUGGACGCAAAACCCCGCGAACUGUACUUGUUAUUCAGAGCAUAUGAGGGUUACGAAGGUUCUCUCUUGAAAGUUACCAGCAAAAAUGGCAAAACUGCUUCGCCGGUGGGCUUUGUAACAUUCAACACACGGGCAGGAGCUGAAGCAGCGAAGCAGGAUUUGCAGCAGGGCGUACGGUUUGACCCCGACAUGCCACAGACCAUCCGGCUGGAGUUUGCUAAAAGUAACACCAAGGUUAGCAAGCCCAAACAGCAAGCCGCUAACGCCGCCAACACGCACCCAACUUUGAUGCACCCCCUCACCGGACAUCUGGGUGCACCCUUCUUCCCAGGAGGUCCAGAGUUGUGGCAUCAUCCGCUGGCGUACUCAGCCGCCGCCGCCGCGGAGCUGCCGGGUGCUCUCCAGCAUGCAACGCUGGUGCAUCCGGCGCUCCAUCCACAGGUUCCGGUUCGUUCCUAUCUUUGACUAUCUUCAGCAACAGACAAAACUUUGGACUCGCAGCUGCAGCAGGCCAACGCUCAAGUCCACCACCAUCAAUCGCUAUCCCUGCCGCAUCCGACCGCACUGACGUCGGUCCAUGCCGCGGCGGCCGCCUCUCUGCCUCACUUUUUGCCCAGUCCAGCGCUCGCCUCACCUGUAGGAUCGUCAUCAUCGCAGCCGAGCGGUAUUGGCACCGCUAUGACUAAUCCGCCCUGUUCGACGCUCUUCGUCGCCAAUCUGGGUCAGUUUGUCUCCGAACAUGAACUCAAGGAGAUCUUUAGCAGCUUCCCCGGCUUCUGCCGCCUCCGCAUGCACGCCAAGGGUGGGUCGCCUGUCACCUUCGUGGAGUACCAGGACGUUCUCUGCGCGGCACACGCGAUGACUUCGUUGCAGGGCUCGUUCCUUCUUUCGUCCGAUCGCGGCCCCAUCCGCGUCGAGUUCGCCAAGAGCAAAAUGGCGGCGGAGGGAACAAAAGGAGAGGAAAAUGGACAAUCUUAAUUCUUAUCUGCCCCUCAGUACCUGACAACGAACUACUAAAGUGGUGCCGAUCUACUGCUAAGACACCGGCGGUGGCAGAGAAAUGCCUUUCACCAGGGGUGAUCCAAUGCGGAACGGGGGAUGUUUUGAUCUGUUGUUUCACAGCGAGUCCGUGAUAUACUUCAAUUCACACACAAACAAAAAUACAAAACGCAUUGUUGUUGUAACCUGCAGGUAAUUUAUUCAUAUCAAUCGAAGGGCGUCGCAUCUAGCGCGCCUCGAUGCAAAACAAAAUAAGGUAACAAAAAUAAGCAAGGAAAUUUUUGCAUUUUGCAUAUAGCGUACGCGAAAACGUUUUAAGUAUAAAACAAGAGGAUAAUUUUACACAAUCUAUAUACACAUUACAUACUUAUAUACUAAAACAAAUAUUUAAUAAUUGCUUGCUGCGUGUACGGUGAGCCACAGUGUAUUAUAUAUUGAGCAUAUGGAAAAGAAAGAAAACACAUUUAAACUCAAAUUACCAAGAUUGAUAAAAGCUAAAACCAAAGGUGCCCUAUAUAAGUAUAUUGAUUAUUACCUAAUUAAUUAAUUGAUAAAAUUAUGGAAUGAAAUUUAAGCAAAUGAGAUGAGAAUCAGUUAAGUUUUAGAAAGUAUUCAUUAUCACAAGUAUUAUCUAUUUAAUCAGUUAAGUGUGUAGUCCUGCCGACGGCCGACGGCCGACGGCGAUCGUUUGUUAAUAAUUUUUAAAUGUAUUCAUUUAGUUUGAAAACUUGGAAAAUUCAAUUAUAUACCUCUACGAUUAAAAGAACACUAAAGCAAUAAGGAUUGAAGUAAAUACGAAGAUAACACCUAUAACGAUGCAAACCGAAACUUACACACAAAUCAUGAACAAGCAUUAAAUAAAACAAAAACAGAGUAAAACUAAAGUAAAACAAUAUUAAUUAUACGUCAUGUUUGGUAUGUAUUCAUCUGGAAAACGUUGUUUCCUUGUAGUAUCGCUAAAGUAAUCUAUUUAUAUAAAUGUGUAUGGCGCCGCGUUUGGCGAAUCGAAAUCGUAGAAAACUAAUCGCAUCCCAAAACGCAAGGAGCGCCGGGAUGGCAGAGCUAUACUAAAGAAAAUUAAUUAUUAUAAAAUAGAGUAAACUGAAACAUAUCAAUCAAUCUGUGUUACGCUAUACCAAAUAUGCCUGAAGUUUGGAGAUGCGGAAGGAAGCUUCUGUUUCACAUUUCAAAAAUCGAAAUAUGUUAUAUUGGCAUCGGCUCUCUCAAGUCUGUAUUGACGACGCGUGUUAUAUAAUGGCUGAUACGAAACAUAACGAAUAAUAUAACUCUGGUUAUGCGCUCGCCGAAACAAUUACCGCAAACCACCAACAUUAGCGUUGCAAGGAAAACAGUUUUAUCAAUUAGGUAUGCGGCGGAGCCCGAAUUCUAUUUAACAACAAAGUAUUUAUCUCUAUUAAAUUAUACACGAUUUACACGUACUAAAUAUUUAAAAUAGAAAAAUGUAUUUAGAUAGGCGUCGGACGAAAGGAAAACAAACUAUACCAAGUUAAUUCAAAACCAAAACUAACCAAGGUGAAGUCUUAUAAGAUGAUAAAAUAGAAAUUGAACAUAGCAUAUAUAUUUAAUAGUGGUACGCUAUUUGAUAAUUUAAUGAGGUAGGUGUAACAACCGAUUUUCAAUAGUAGAUUUAGAGUAAUUGGGAUUAAUAGUUUGCGUUUUUAUUGAGGCAACUUACGACGAAGGAUUGAUUCAAAGUAUAACGACAUUUGCCGUCCCGAUUAUUCAUUUUAGCUUUAAUGGCCCGAACCUUCAUUUCCGUCUGCUUUGCUUCAUUUGAUUUCAUUUAACGUGCAUCGUAAGAUGAACAGACAAUCUAAGAAAAUCUAGAAACCAUGCUUCAAUUUGAUCAACGGGUACAUUACUAAACGCGCUGAUACAAACAUAAAACUGAUUGUGAAUAGGAAGAAACAGGAUAGUGUCACAGAGUAUAAUUUUUAUAUGAUUAAUGCAGACCAAAGUUUUUUUUAUUUAAUUUUUAUCAGUUUUGUUUGAUCUAAUCUAUACAAUAAUUGUAGAGUGAUAACAACUUAACUGGUUUGAUGCACUGAUAUGUCAGUAUCUUUCGAUUGCGAUUAUUGUAGUUUUGUGGUACGAGUACAUCACAUUUGUUUCGUUUUUAUUAUUUGUGUAUUUAUAACCUAAUAUACUAAUUUUUUGUCAUAUAGUAAUUGUUUGAAGCUACUUUAGGAAAUUAAAGUGGAGCGAAUUUAGGUAAUUUUGAAUGGUAAGAUCUAGCGCUUUUUGUGUGAAGUUCUUGUGAUAUGAUUUGUUUACUGACUUUAAUGUAAUACAAGUAGUUGUUUGAUGAGAAAAUUGAUGAAAUCACGAAAACACAAAAAAGUACUGUAGUGGUCUGAUGAAAUGACAAAGUAGAUAUGUAGUAGAAAUGUGAUGCGCGGAUAAAAAAAACUAUACAGGCGUCGAUGUGAAUAAUGUUCAUCUGCGCAUUUAUAGAUCGAAAAUGAGGAAAAAAACAUAAUGAAGUAAUCUAAUGUAUAAAUAUCUAUGGUAUGUUUUACUUGUAAGAUUAAAUGAAGAGUCGUAGUUAUAUUAGACAUUUAGGCAGUUUAUCCGCGGUGUCUCGAGCCGCGUUUGUUUCCGUCCAUGGUGCGCCUCGCGGGGCGCACUCGAUUGCUAACGAGCUCAACACAAAACGAGCGCAUCGUCUUUAAACGAAAUUAUUACACUUAGCAAAACAAGAGAGUGAACUUAGCGCGAACACAUUUGAAACUACAAAAUUGUAAAAAAAAACCUACGACAAGUCAAACAUAAAACACAUUAUUGUGUUGCAAUGCUUGGAAGCGUUUUUUAAAUUAUGUGAAUUUUAAGCAUAUUAACUUAAAAAUUCAAAAUUGCCAUCGAGUGGGACCGAUGAAAAGCUAAAAUUAUCUUCAUAUGUUGGUUCCUGUGAACGUGCAUUCUAAAAUUUUUGUCCUGUGAAAAUCAAGGUUCGCUAAUAACAUCCAGUGUGAUUUUUUCUGUAUCUCUUUCUUUAUACAUCGCAUGCAUAUCAUGAUUACAAUUACCAAAAAAGUGCAUUCACUACAACAAUCCGACCUUACUAAAAAAAAAACAACCUGGACAAGUCUGUCGCGUUCGGUUUAUAUAGGUAGUGGCUUUUGUGCGUUACUAUCGAAGGUUAAAUUUGAUCGCUUUCAACGCCAGUCGAAUUUUAUUGAGAGAAUAUGUUGAUAUUGUCGGCUGAAUCGCCUUCGCGCGUUCAAAGAAAGAUCCACUAGUGUUCGAAAGAUGAGAAAAGGUGAAAUUCCUUAUAAUUCGGCGACAAAUUAAACUUGCAUACUACGACACAGAAAACUGCAAUUUCCAAAACGUCGACUAACUAAUAUUAGAUAUAUAAGUCAAACACCACUUCUAAACAUAUCAUGAUCUGUGCCCCAUUUGUCAAAUGACGAUUUUAAAUUACUAACAAGUAAAGUAACGAUUAAAAUUUAAAUGAAUAUUAUAAUUAAUUGAUAUCAUAAAGUACAUAAGAUACAUAAUUGCAAAUUUACUACAACUUUCAAAUAUGAUAGAAAAGUUGCAUGACAUGAAGAUGGAAAUAAAAAUUGCCUGUUUAUAGAUAGAAAACCAAGGAAUAACAAUACUAACUAGUAAUCAAUACAAACUUCUACAACAACAAAACCAACCUUAUGAAUUUAUGUUUAUACGAUUAAUUAAAUGAAAAAAUGAGAAAAUUGCAAAAAAAUUAAAUAAUACAUAGUUCUAUAUGAAUAAAAUAUAUAUAUAUAUAUAUAUAUAUACUGGAUAAUUAACUGUAACAAAUGUAAAUUUAGGAUACAUACUUUUAACAUAAUUAUACAAUAUCUAUAUACUGCGUGCAUACCAUUUGAUGAUUAACAAUGAAUCCGAAGAAACCUACCGAACCACCAUCUCUAAAACUAACCUGAAAAUACGAUAAUGCAUAUGAUCACUUGAUUUAUAAAACGUUGUGAAUGAUAACCGCUGGAAGUUAAUGUGAAUAGCUUCACAGCGAGGGGAGACUCUCGUUUGACCGGAAGGUUCAGUGGCUUUCUGCGCGACGCGAAAAAUCAUCGCCUUAGUUAAAUGUAUCUUAUGAGAUCGGGAAAUGUAUAUUCACAAUAUUCAUAUUGUUGUUUAUUUCUGUCGUGACUUUAAUAUAAUAUUUGAAUUUUGCUCGCCCAAUCGGCGUGCAGUACAGGUAGUUUGAUGAUUAAUUUGUUGAUAUUAAUGCUUCUAGUCUAGUGCUAGCUUGAUUUGAGACAAUGUACAUGACGGACAUGACUUCAUUUAUAAUUUACCGUUUUCUUGCCUCGACGAUGAAUCGACGUUUUAAAGUUCUUUGUACUUUUCCGAUUGAUAACAAAAUGAAUAUUGAUAUUUGAUUGUAAUAAGCAUUCCAUACAAAUAUUAUAUUACCUGACAACGUACUUAGAUAUAUUAAAAAAAAAACAUUGUAUAGGGUCCAAAUGAUGGGAAUAAAUAUGUAUAAUAUU